Molecule: messenger RNA, 3780 nt
Organism: Rubroshorea leprosula
Lineage: Eukaryota; Viridiplantae; Streptophyta; Magnoliopsida; Malvales; Dipterocarpaceae
Source: the annotation of a GenBank genome assembly
ACUCCCUGAGCUAGAUCGGACCUCCCUCUCCAUAAAUUUUCGGCGAAAAUGUUGCCGCCGGAGCUUCAGCCUCGCUCGUUCCGACCGUACAUCUCGUCGUCUUUGAGCGCGCAAAACUUCACCUCCUACAACCAUGCCUCGCCGGAAGGCGGCGCUAACCCUAACGUCACCAGUUUCAACUACAGUAAAAGUCCAUCACCGUCUUCCUCAUCCCUCUCAGCCUCUCGAUCUCUCAAGAACUCUCGAUUCUCUCCCUCCUCCUUCGCCUACAACACUCGCCUUGCCCUGGCUCUGGUCCCAUGCGCCGCCUUCCUCCUCGACCUCGGCGGCAGCGCUGUUGUUAUCAUUCUCACUAUCGGCCUCAUGAUCACGUACAUCAUCGAUUCCCUCAACUUCAAAUCUGGUGCCUUCUUUAGUGUCUGGUUUUCACUACUCGCCGCUCAGAUCGCCUUCUUCUUCAGCAGCUCUCUGUAUUCCUCUUUCAAUUCUAUUCCUUUGUCUCUCCUCGCUGCAUUUUUGUGCGCCGAAACCAACUUCUUGAUAGGCGUUUGGGCGUCGCUUCAGUUCAAGUGGAUUCAAAUUGAGAACCCAGCGAUUGUUCUUGCACUUGAACGUCUGCUCUUCGCAUCCGUUCCUUUCGCAGCUUCGUCUCUCUUCACUUGGGCUACCAUUUCUGCCGUCGGUAUGAACAAUGCCUCUUACUAUCUCAUGGCAUUCAAUUGCGUUUUCUAUUGGCUUUUUGCCAUUCCUAGAGUUUCAUCAUUUAAAAGCAAACAAGAAGCUAAGUUUCAUGGGGGAGAGGUUCCAGAUGAUAACUUGAUUCUUGGUCCGCUCGAGAGUUGCUUCCAAACUCUAAAUUUGUUGUUUUUUCCCCUGGUUUUUCACAUUGCGUCGCAUUACUCGGUGAUGUUCUCGUCUGCUGCUGGUGUUAGUGAUUUGCUUCUUCUUUUUUUUAUUCCCUUCUUGUUCCAACUCUAUGCUUCGACAAGGGGGGCAUUAUGGUGGGUAACGAAGAAUGCAGUCCAGCUUCGUAGCAUACAGUUGGUCAAUGGUGCUGUUGCUUUGAUUGUUGUUGUGAUUUGCCUUGAGAUUAGAAUUGUUUUCCAUUCAUUUGGGCGAUACAUCCAGGUGCCGCCCCCUUUGAAUUAUCUUCUUGUUACUGCCACCAUGCUUGGAGGUGCUUCUGGAGCUGGUGCUUAUGCGCUGGGCAUGAUAUCGGAUGCUUUUAGCUCUGUGGUAUUUACUUCUUUGGCUGUUGUUGUCAGUGCUGCUGGGGCGAUUGUCAUAGGAUUUCCCAUUCUGUUUAUUCCACUGCCUUCGGUUGCUGGCUUUUAUUUGGCCCGUUUCUUUACAAAAAAGAGUGUCCCAUCAUAUUUUGCCUUUGUUGUGCUUGGGAGCUUGAUGGUAAUGUGGUUUGUGAUGCAUAACUUCUGGGAUCUAAAUAUAUGGAUGGCUGGCAUGUCUCUCAAAUCCUUCUGUAAACUCAUUGUUGCGGAUGUUGUCCUAGCUAUGUCUGUUCCUGGUUUAGCCCUUCUGCCAUCAAAGUUUCAGUUUUUGACUGAGAUUAGUUUAGUCAGCCAUGCCUUGCUGCUAUGCCACAUUGAGAAUCGCUUUUUCAAUUACUCAAACAUCUACUAUUAUGGUUUGGAGGAUGAUGUAAUGUAUCCUAGCUACAUGGUUGUUUUGACAACUUUGGUGGGAAUGGCUCUUGUGCGAAGAUUAUCCGCAGAUCAUCACAUCGGACCCAAGGCAGUUUGGAUUUUGACUUGUCUGUAUUGCUCAAAGCUAGCUAUGUUAUUUAUUUCAUCAAGGUCUGUUGUGUUUGUGUCAGCUAUUCUCUUGUUGGCUGUUUCUCCUCCAUUGCUUCUUUACCGGGAUAAGUCAAGAACAGGAUCAAAGAUGAAAGCUUGGCAAGGUUAUGCUCAUGGUGCUGUUGUUGCCUUGUCAGUCUGGUUUGGCCGUGAAACAAUUUUCGAAGCCCUGCAAUGGUGGAAUGGUAGACCUCCAUCUGAUGCUUUACUAUUGGGUUUCUGUAUUGUCUUGACAGGACUGGCAUGUGUCCCUAUUGUCAUUCUUCACUUCUCUCAUGUCCUGUCUGCUAAGAGAUGCCUAGUGCUAGUGGUGGCAGCAGGUCUCCUCCUUAUCCUAAUGCAGCCACCAAUUCCCCUAUCAUGGGCUUACGGGUCUGACCUAAUCAAAGCUGCUCGUCAGUCUGCUGACGACAUCUCCAUAUAUGGCUUCAUGGCAUCAAAACCCAUGUGGCCAUCUUGGCUGCUUAUAUUGGCAAUUCUGCUCACUUUAGCAUCUGUGACAUCUGUCAUACCCAUUAAGUACAUUGUAGAGUUGAGAGCAGUUUAUGCUAUUGCAGUGGGGAUUGCUCUUGGUAUUUACAUAUCUGCUGAAUUCUUCCUUCAGGCUGCUGUCCUGCAUGCUCUCAUCAUUGUAACAAUGGUUUGUGCUUCGGUUUUUGUGGUCUUCACCCAUUUUCCAUCAGCCUCAAGUACAAAGCUCUUACCAUGGAUAUUUGCCCUACUUGUGGCCCUAUUUCCUGUGACCUAUCUAUUGGAGGGUCAAGUGAGAAUCAAAAGCUUACUCGGAGAUAGUGGACUUGGAGAAAUGGAUGAAGAAGAUAGAAAGCUUACCACUCUUCUGGCUGUUGAAGGGGCAAGGACUUCUCUUCUUGGUCUAUAUGCAGCAAUCUUUAUGCUCAUAGCAUUGGAGAUAAAGUUUGAACUGGCCUCACUGAUGAGAGAAAAGGCUGUGGAAAGGGGUGAAAAUAGAUACAGUCAAACUAGUCAAAGCAGCUCUGCUCAACGUAUGCGGUUCAUGCAACAUCGCCGUGCCUCUACUAUUUCAACCUUCACAAUCAAGAGAAUGGCUGCUGAGGGAGCCUGGAUGCCUGCAGUAGGUAACGUUGCUACUGUAAUGUGCUUUGCCAUUUGCCUGAUCUUGAAUGUUCAUCUCACUGGUGGCUCAAAUCAGGCAAUAUUUUUCCUUGCUCCUAUUUUACUGCUUCUCAACCAGGACUCAGAUUUCAUUGCUGGAUUUGGGGACAAGCAGAGGUAUUUCCCUGUUACAGCAGCCAUAUCAGCCUACUUGGUCUUGACCACACUGUAUGCCAUAUGGGAAGAAGUCUGGAAUGGAAAUACAGGGUGGGGGAUUCAAAUUGGUGGUCCUGGUUGGUUCUUUGCAGUCAAAAAUCUAGCCCUGUUGAUCCUCACAUUCCCCAGUCAUAUCCUUUUCAACCGGUUUGUGUGGAGUCACACGAAGCAGACAGACUCAAUACCGCUUCUAACACUACCCCUCAAUCUGCCUUCCAUCAUAAUAACCGACUUAAUGAAGAUUAGGGUUUUGGGGGGUUUAGGAAUUAUUUAUUCAGUGGCCCAGUAUUUGAUCUCUAGACAACAAUACAUCUCUGGGUUGAAGUAUAUUUAGAAAGAUAGAUACUCUGCAGUCUGUACAAUAUGUUUUUGGCAAUUUUCAAGCGAGAAGUUAAAGUUCAGAUUGAUUUUGACCUCUUUUUACCCACCCUUACCUUCUUUUGGGCUUUUUAAAUUCUAUGUGCCCUUAAAUAUCAGGAUUAUAUUUGGUGAGCAAUGAAACAAUUGCACGAGGCUCAUAAUGAAAGUGUGAAUUAUGAUAUGCAGUGCUGGUGAAUAAUGCAGCAGUUGGCUGGACUUCAGAUCUGCAUUUCAAAUGAUAGAUUAUAUGACUUUUUUUUUUUAUUGUUUCUUUCCUGGCAAAGAAGAUAGUGCUUAGCAAUGAAAACCUUUAAAUUUC